This is a messenger RNA of Dufourea novaeangliae, 1272 nucleotides long. RefSeq lists its product as uncharacterized. NCBI's taxonomy places the organism in Eukaryota, Metazoa, Arthropoda, Insecta, Hymenoptera, Halictidae. The record is from RefSeq and is a predicted model, not a curated record. The coding region runs from base 1 to 1272 and encodes 423 amino acids. The transcript is spliced from 3 exons.
AUGCCGAAAAUAAUUUCACUUAACGCAAUAAUCCUCAGCUGUAUCUUGUUAGCGCGCGCGGAACCACCGGUUACCACAGGCUUCUCCAUCACAGCGGAUAAUGCUUACGAAUACAAUAGUAACGUUGUUAAGGAUGCCCACAGAGAAAACGCGGAUUUUUACAACAGCGGGAAUAACGGGCACCCCCUAAGCAGUGGCAGGAGCCAAGGAAGCCUCGAAGAAAGUUUACGAAGCAACUCUUACAAUGGGUUUUCACCAAACUCUCACAGCAGUAGCUAUCAAGGAUUUUCUAGUAAUGCCCGUGAAACUCUAGGCGCAAGUCCUUAUUUCAUAAAUGAUCCAGCCCAAUCAUCGUUCGAGGGUUACGCGAAUACCAAUACCAAUGGCGAUUCCACCUUCGGUGGAUAUACCCAAAGUGCAGAUCAAACGGUGUCAGAGUUCAGUCAAUUCGCCAACAACAAACAGAAAAGUCCAAGCUACACAAGAUUCUCAGACAACCUGCCUGCCACCUCGAACGCAGCCAGCUUUCCUGAACUAGCUUCUGAAAGUUCUUCUCUCAGAGAAUAUGCUGCAGAUGCUUUUAGAAGCCAUGGAGCAUCAGGAGGAUACAUGGACGGCGAUCAAACAUUCAGCAGAGAACCUUCCAGUUUGUUUAAUAGUCCUACCAAUGAUUAUUCUUAUGGAAAACAUAAGGAAAACAUGUUUGCAACAAGUAACAGCAAUAAGUACACAAAUGAUGCAUACACCAUGCAUCCUGAGACCCGUUAUGUAGGAGGAAAUCAUGCAAAUGCGGGAAGAGAUUAUGGAUCUUCAAUGUAUUUACCAAACUCUGGUAGCAGCAUGUUUAAUAAUUUAAGAGGAAACUCUGAUUUUUACAGUUCAGGAAAAUAUAGUAAAUACAACAAAUACUUAGGCGAAUAUGCUCCUCAUGUCGGUUUGAAUUACCUUUCGAAAGAUCAAGAGCCUGAUCAUUUGUUUGGUAAUUAUGGAAAAGUAAAAGCUGCAGCAUUGAAAGAUGGCAGGCCAAGCAGUUAUGGCUCACAAGCUUAUCUUGGCGGACCGUCGCAUCUAAGUAAAAUUGCUGGAAGUUACAAGGUCAGGCCAAGCUUCAUGAACUAUGCAAGCAAUUCUCCAAUUGGUUAUUCUUCAAUGUCAAGUGUACAUAGUAGUCUCAAUGGUAACAAUUACAUGGACAAUCCUAUGCUUAGAAGAUACAGAAGCAGUAGUGGAUAUAUCCCAGGACAUGGAAAUAUAUAUUCUGGUUAUUAUUAA